UUUUAGUGUUGUAAAGAUUAUCAGCCGUGGCUGCCGGGGAUAAUAAGUGAUUCAGUUGUUGGAAAUUUUUGUACCUUUAGUUUUUUAACAAACAAAUGUCAAUUUGAUUUUUUUUCUCGACAGGUGAACAUGUACAAGGAAUAUUAACACGUGUGUUACAAGCCGAGAUUCCAUCUGCACAGUGUGCAUAAUUACAAAUAAGUUCGCAUGCUAUUUGAUUUUUAAAACUGUAAAAUUAUAAUGAAGCAUCAAAAUGGAAAUCCAGUCAUAACAAAAGAUGGAAUUAAGAAAAAUGGACAUUCUUCAAAUGGAACCAAGUCACUGCCUGAGUGCUCAAAGGUUUUCCAAGAGAAUUUUGAGGAAACCCCUAUUUAUAUAGCUGUUUUAACCUAUUUAUGUUAUGGGAUAUUAGUUCUGGUAGGACACAUAAGAGAUUUUCUUAGAAACACUGGUCUGGAAAAUGACAAGGCAUGUACUGAGCCAAGGCUUACGGGAUUUGUACCACUGUUUCAAAGUUGGGAAAGUUUCUAUACUCGCCAUGUGUACAGAAGGAUUCGUGACUGCUUUAACAGACCGAUCUGUGGGGUAGCAGGACCUACCAUGGAUGUUCUUGAAAGAACUACAAAAGAUCAUUGGUGGACCGCAGAUUUGACAGGCAGAAAACAUAAUGUGAUAAAUCUAGGGUCAUACAAUUAUUUAGGAUUUUCUGAUUGCAAAGGUCCAUGUGCAGAUGCCGUUGAAAAGACAACACAAAAUUAUGGUAUUGGAACGUGUGCAAGUAGACAAGAGUUAGGAUACAUAGAUAUACAUCAGAAACUAGAUAAUCUUGUAGCCGAAUAUCUUGGGAUGGAGGCAGCUAUCACUUUGCCGAUGGGAUUUGCUACUAAUGCAAUGAAUAUGCCAAGUCUUGUUGGAAAGGGCAGCCUUAUCCUAAGUGAUGAAUUGAAUCAUGCUUCCUUAGUACUAGGAUCCAGGUUAUCAGGUGCUUCAAUCAAAACUUUUAAACAUAAUGAUAUGGCAGAUUUAGAAAAGAAGCUUAAAGCAGCAGUUGUAGAUGGUCAACCGAGACGAAGUCGAGCUUGGAAAAAAAUAUUGAUUGUGGUUGAAGGAGUAUACAGUAUGGAAGGCUCAGUCAUACGCCUACCAGAAGUCCUGCAAUUAAAGAAGAAAUACAAAGCCUAUGUAUACUUAGACGAAGCUCAUAGUAUUGGUGCUAUAGGUAACACUGGUAGGGGUGUAGUUGAUUAUUUUGGACUCGAUCCAAAGGACGUGGAUGUAAUGAUGGGAACAUUUACUAAGAGUUUUGGUGCUGCCGGAGGAUAUAUUGCUGGAACUAAGCAACUGAUAAAUCACUUACGUCUACAUUCCCAUUCGUCAAUGUAUUCCCCUACAAUGUGUCCAGGAGUUUGUCAACAAAUUUUAUCGUCAAUGUCUAUAAUGAUGGGGAGGGACGGUACAUUAGAAGGCAAGAAAAGAAUAGAGCAGUUAAAAUGGAAUACCCGAUAUUUUAGAAGAGAGCUAAUAAAAAAAGGUUUUAUAGUAUAUGGAAAUGACAACUCACCUGUAGUGCCUUUACUAGUAUUCUUCCCUACAAAACUAGGAGCUAUCAAUAGAAUGUGCAUAGAGAAAGGUUUAGGGAUAUGUGUCGUAGGCUUCCCUGCUACUCCAAUUAUAGAGUCACGUGCUAGACUAUGUUUAUCGGCAGCUCAUACUAAAGAAACACUAGAUAAGGCUAUUGCUAUUUUAGACGAAGUUGGUGACGAGCUCAUGUUAAAAUACUCGAGGAAGAAGGUUUAAGUGGGAGUGAAAUAUAAUUAGCAGCUGUUCUGUCAAGAGUACCUUCAUGUUUUUUCAUAAUUUUCAUCGUUUUCAGAAAUGUAUAAAAUUCCUGUCUGUAAAAAUCUGAAUACAAGAUUUCAUGAUAAUAUGCAACAUAAACAGAAAAUAACUUGGGUUAACAAAGAUUCCAGAUUAUUUGAAGGAACAGGUCUUUCCAUUUUUUUUCUGGAAAAUGUUGCACUUUGCCACCCAGAACACAUUUAUAUGAGAAUGCUUUAUAUACAAUGUGAUGAAAAGGUUUAUAGAUCAGCAUCUAUUAUAAAUUGAUAAAAGUGUUUACCGAUCGUUAAUAUGUUCGGUUGUGAUAUAUGAUAGAAUGUGUUGAAAUUAAUGUAGUUACUUAUAUUUCUGUUAUUUGUACUUUGAAAAGAACUUGUUUUAUUAUCUGAAGGCUGUUCUAUGAAAACAUACAUCUUACACAGGAAAGUCACUUUGAAAAUAGGGUAACCAUCUAUAAGACGCAAUUGUAGAGUUUGUCAUACACUUUCACUUUACAAAAACAUCAUUGAGAUUUCUAAGUGGUCCCAUUUAUGUAUUCAUAAUACAGCCUUGAAUGUAUGCAGUUUCAUAUAAAAAAAUAUAUCAUAAGAAGUCAUGCUCAAAGAAGGUUAAAAUGGUUGAAGAUUUUUUUUUACAUCUUCGUGACCUCAGGGUGCUAUUUUUUAGGUUUUGUUUGUCUUGUUGGUUUGCUGACUUGCUGUUGUUAUUUUUAUUUUGGCAAUUUAGAUUUUGCAUAGCUCAUUAAUUGAUGUAUCAAUCAUUGGUUCAGUAGAAUUUUUUAUGUGCCAUAAAUAAAUUUAAACCAUUUAAAUCAUAUUGAUUUUAUAUUAUUGAAAAUUCUUAUUGACAUAGAAAAUCCACACAAUUAAGAAUUACAGUGGAGGAAAUCAAUGAUUUAUUGAGAACUUUCAAAAUUAAUUAAGUUUUUGAACACCCAUAAUCUACUAUCAUUAAAUGUUUUGAAAGGCAAAGAUGGUCUAAGGAUGAUUCUGUGGAAAAAGAGAAGACAACUCUUGAUAUUGUGUGCCAUAUUUAAAUUAUGUAGUUCACAGUAAAAUCUAAACCCCCACCCCCUCAUCAAUCCUGUCAUCCAUAGAUGACUAAAUGUCAAAGAUUUUCAGAAGUAAUGCAUACAAAUAUAUUGCAAUUAUCUGAUGUAAGUUUUUCUCAUGUUGAAUUACAUUAUUACUUGAACAAUAGUUAAUAUUGCAUAAUUUAAUCUUGUGUUAUUAUAUUUAGAUACUGUUGGCAUGUUAUUAUAUUUAGAUACUGUUGGCAUGUUAUUAUAUUUAGAUACUGUUAUUUAUUGAGAAGCAGCUAUUGAUCAUUUAUUGACUCCUUGAUUUUGAAAAUCAUUAUAUUUAAUAAAUUUAUUACAUAACCUAAUGACAUUGAGAUGACAAUGUAUUCAAUUUUCUCCUUAAAUAUUUGUCCUCAGUCUUAAUUUUACUUAAUGUAACUCAGGGGCGAUUCCAGCCAUUUGUAAAAGGGGAGGGGGUUCCAACUUCAUGUCCCCAUUCAAAUGCAUUGAUCGUCAAAAAAAAGGGGGGAUUCAACCCCCACCCCCCCCCUCCUGGAUCCGCCACUGUAACUGCACAACAGGUGGCAUCAUUUCAACAGCCUAAACCAAAAAGAUAUUUUCCCACAAGAUUUUGAUGUUAUUCAUAUAUUUUAUUAAAAUCAGAAUUGACCACUGUGGAUACUUUUCUACUUGAAUUAGUAUAAGUAAUUGAUAGGAAAAAAAUAUGACUUUUAUUUUCCUGAAAAUUAUUUUAUUUUUGUAUAAUCCUAUAAAAUAUGAGUUUCUAUAUUUAUAUGUUAUCAUUAUGACAUAAUUGUUGAUAUAUGAUUACUUAAAUGGCCAGUUUUAUGUUUAUAUAGCGAUAAGCUUGAAAUGAAUUCUGACAUGUUGGAGACUAUUUGAUGGAAGAGGUCAAAUAUUGGCUCUUUUAUUUUUUUCUUUGUUUAUAGCAUUUCAAAUACAUACAUAUUUUUUUAGCUUUAUUUUACUAGAUACUCAUGCAAAAUGUUUUCUUAUAUUUAUUUGAUUUAAUAGAAAAUUUAAUAGUUUAA
Molecule: messenger RNA, 3912 nt
Organism: Mytilus californianus (California mussel)
Lineage: Eukaryota; Metazoa; Mollusca; Bivalvia; Mytilida; Mytilidae
Product: serine palmitoyltransferase 2-like
Exons: 12
Coding region: 241-1797 (518 amino acids)
Biological process (GO): ceramide biosynthetic process; sphingosine biosynthetic process
Cellular component (GO): serine palmitoyltransferase complex
Molecular function (GO): pyridoxal phosphate binding; serine C-palmitoyltransferase activity
Source: RefSeq, a predicted model, not a curated record